AUGCGUGCAUCCGGAGAGAGUACUUCUCACACCUCAGCAGCAGGUGGUUCGUCGCCUGCUGCUGUGAACAGUCCACACGGUGAGUCACCAAGUGCAACUGGUACAUCCGCUGCAGCGGGUACCGCGAAUCGUAAUCCAGACGAGCCUGAAAUAGAGCUCAUCUAUUCUGGCGAGUUGGAUGAUGUAGCCGACUCGAAGGCGAUACCUCACGCCUCCGGAUUACCCGAGCCGGACACUGCAAGAGCCAGGUUGACUGGUUCUGGUGAACGUGGCGGUAUCAUGACCGAGAUCUUCGGACCGAGCAAUUAUUCGGACGAAUCCUCGCCUCACGCAAGUCCAUCUAACGAUAGGACGCGUGGGGAUGGUGGUGAUGAACCUAUACAUCACCACGAGCGAAGUAACUCGAGGGAUUAA
Messenger RNA from Peronospora matthiolae, 414 nucleotides. The record is from the annotation of a GenBank genome assembly. Lineage: Eukaryota; Oomycota; Peronosporomycetes; Peronosporales; Peronosporaceae.